Molecule: messenger RNA, 1875 nt
Organism: Ornithodoros turicata
Lineage: Eukaryota; Metazoa; Arthropoda; Arachnida; Ixodida; Argasidae
Product: proton-coupled zinc antiporter SLC30A2-like
Exons: 1
Coding region: 265-1560 (431 amino acids)
Biological process (GO): zinc ion transmembrane transport; response to zinc ion
Cellular component (GO): plasma membrane
Molecular function (GO): zinc ion transmembrane transporter activity
Source: RefSeq, a predicted model, not a curated record
ACUUCGUUUAUAGCUUUGGGUGAACACAACAGCAACUUUGAACCACACAUCCACCCCUCACUUUCAGCACAUGCUGCUGAUCGGGCACGUCGAUACAUCUCGACCACAAAUAUGUUAUCGUCCCACUUUUCCAUCCAUGCAUGUUCAUCAAACACGCACCUUAGGUAAUCUGGAGAUAAACCAUCCGAAAUAGUUAUCAGGCACCGCAAUCGUUUGAGUGCGCUACACGCGUAAACUGCCGAUACUACAUGUACUACAUGUAGCAUGCGCAUUCGUCGAAACUGGCAACGUCGAGGCCAUACGAUUCUUGAACCGCGGGGGAGCAUGUCUUCCAUCAACACUGCACUCCUGACUUCGCCUUCCGGAUGGCGUCGAUACGAGACCUUCGUCUCGAAAGGCACCCGCAUCGCUUACCGAUCAUCCCAAGCCGAGCCUCCAGCAAGGCCUUCGCCUGAACGACCGUCCUCGUCUCAGACAACUACAUUAGAAGGCCCAGUCUACGAGUCGCAUUGCCACUCACCAUCUAGGGGUGAGCCUAGCGUAGAUGUCAGUGUCCGAAGGAAACUUAUCGUCGCCAGCGUGCUCUGCUUGGUCUUCAUGUGCAUAGAAGCGGUGGGUGGUGCCCUCGCACAAAGCCUCGCCAUAGCUACAGAUGCAGCACACUUACUGACAGACUUUGCCAGUUUCAUGAUUUCACUGUUCUCCCUUUGGCUAUCUACAAAACCAGCAACGAAGCAAAUGAGCUUCGGAUGGCAUAGAGCGGAGGUUAUUGCAGCAGUCAUGUCAGUACUGCUCAUAUGGGUGGUAAGCGGAGUGCUACUGUUCCUGUCAGUGCAGAGGAUUGUGUUGAAGGACUACCACGUAAACGCUACAGUGAUGCUUAUCACAGCAGGGCUUGGGAUUGCAUUUAACAUAACGAUGGGUCUCCUUCUUCAAGCGGGCAAUAUACAGAUAAUUUUCACGCGUGGUUUGUACACAAUGUUCCACACGAAUCGGGAGUCGAGCGGAAGUUCAUCGGAGGACAGCUCCGAAGACCCACCAUCAACAUGCUGUGGUGUAUCUACUAGAAAGCAAAAUCUAAAUGUACGGGCUGCUUUCUUGCACGUCAUGGGUGAUCUCCUGCAAAGCUUAGGGGUUCUAAUCGCUGCGUUAAUAAUUUACUUUAAACCUGAAUAUAGUAUUGCGGACCCGCUGUGUACAUUUAUUUUUUCUAUAAUUGUCCUGCUAUCUACCCUAGCAAUUAUGCGCGAUGGCAUACUGGUCCUCAUGGAAGGAAAGCCGAAUAGCAUAGAUUUUCUCGAGGUUCAGCACCUUCUCGCUAAUGAACCCGGAGUCUGUCAAGUGCACAAUGUACGUAUCUGGUCCCUCAAGCCCGAAAAGAUUGCACUUUCGGCGCACAUAGUUAUCCACCCCAAAGUGAACGGAAUGUACGUUUUAAAGAACUGCUCACGACUGAUCCGAUCAAGGUUCAACAUUUUCGACUUGUCAUUGAAAGUGGAAGAGUACGACAGUCGUAUGGAUGAUUGUGAACAGUGUAAUGACUUGAGUAAUUCAACCUAGAGUUUACAAUAUGUAGCAAGGACAAAACAUCGGGUAACAUACUCUACGAGUAGUACACCAAGUGGCCUGCAAAAGAUUGAGGAGUGUGAAUUUUUUUAAUGGCAUUUGCGUUGUUUUUACUGACUCUUGUUGUUGGUUUUUAUCUUGCUGUACUUACGCGCUGCGUCUGGUAUAUUUUCUUAGGAUGAGCACGUGUCUUGUAUAUUCAAAUGUGUGCAUGUAUCACGUCUGCAAUCUGAACACUGCGAAAAUAUCUAGUCAACGUUCGUUUAGUGGUCAAUAGUGUCUAUGAAUAUUAAACUAAAAUUAGUGGCA